GGCGCUGCGCGACGCGGGCCUCGCCAGAGCCGCUCUAGGCGCGGGAGGCGGUGCAAGAUGGCCGGCGAGGGCUCCGUUUGCAGCUUCGUUUUCAAGAAGCGGGGCCUAGCGGCGGGCAGGGGCCGGCGUAAGCGGCCCAGCAGCGACCAGGAGCAGGAGAGCAGUGGGGAGGAGGCCAGCACGGUGGUGCGGAAGGAGCGGCGGCGGGAGACCCCCAACCCCAUGAUCCAGAAGACCAGGAGGUGCGCGAAGGAGAGGCCUGCAUAUGCACUGAGCAGCAGUGAUGAGGAGGAUCCAUCAAAGGGGAUUGGAGUCACUUACAAAUCAACAAGGUCGGCGAAACCCGUUGGCCCAGAAGACAUGGGAGCCACAGCAGUGUAUGAACUGGACACAGAGAAGGAGAAAGAUGCCCAGGCCAUCUUUGAGCGCAGCCAGAAAAUCCAGGAGGAGCUGAGAGGAAAGGAAGAUGAUAAAAUUUACCGUGGUAUCAACAACUACCAGAAGUAUGUGAAGCCCAAGGACACGUCGAUGGGAAAUGCCUCUUCAGGAAUGGUCAGAAAAGGACCCAUCCGCGCUCCGGAGCACUUGCGGGCCACGGUGCGAUGGGACUACCAGCCUGACAUCUGCAAGGACUACAAAGAAACUGGGUUCUGUGGCUUUGGAGACAGCUGCAAAUUCCUCCAUGACCGCUCGGACUACAAACACGGCUGGCAGAUUGAACGGGAACUGGAUGAAGGCCGGUAUGGAGUCACUGAGGAGGAGAACUAUGAGGUGAGCAGCGAUGAAGAGGAUAUGCCUUUCAAAUGCUUCAUCUGCAGAAGUUCCUUCAAGAACCCCGUGGUCACCAAGUGUAGGCACUACUUCUGUGAGAGCUGUGCCCUUCAGCACUAUCGCAAAUCCCAGCGCUGCUACGUCUGUGACAAGCAAACCAAUGGAGUCUUUAACCCAGCAAAAGAGCUCAUGGCAAAACUGGAAAAACACAAAGGGGAGGAAGAAGAGCAGCAGCAUUCAGACCAUGGAGAGGAUCCUCAAUAGCAGAGCACCCUAUUUUAUAUUUAGCUGAAUAAAGCUUUCAUGGGAGAAAAAAAACCAAACAAA
This is a messenger RNA of Falco peregrinus (peregrine falcon), 1098 nucleotides long. RefSeq names its product ring finger protein 113A (gene RNF113A). Gene Ontology annotation, cellular component: U2-type spliceosomal complex. Gene Ontology annotation, molecular function: metal ion binding. NCBI's taxonomy places the organism in Eukaryota, Metazoa, Chordata, Aves, Falconiformes, Falconidae. The record is from RefSeq and is a predicted model, not a curated record. The transcript is spliced from 10 exons. Gene Ontology annotation, biological process: snoRNA splicing. The coding region runs from base 58 to 1035 and encodes 325 amino acids.